Molecule: messenger RNA, 3218 nt
Organism: Hypomesus transpacificus
Lineage: Eukaryota; Metazoa; Chordata; Actinopteri; Osmeriformes; Osmeridae
Product: serine/threonine-protein kinase tousled-like 2
Exons: 21
Coding region: 691-2784 (697 amino acids)
Biological process (GO): peptidyl-serine phosphorylation; chromosome segregation; intracellular signal transduction
Cellular component (GO): nucleus
Molecular function (GO): ATP binding; protein serine/threonine kinase activity
Source: RefSeq, a predicted model, not a curated record
GGAUUGACAAGUCAUGCUCUGUUCGGGGUGAAGGUGGGAGACGAAAUACUUGUGCAAUCUCACGAGAAGACAUGAGAUUUAGCAUUAUUGUUUACAUUGCAAAAAAAUGCGAACCGAACCGAAUCGAUCCGGAUUAGGCUGAAAUGAUCGGAACAAUUCAACUUCCGCAGCACAUUGUUGUGUGUGUCGAGGAAGGUAGCUAAAGGAGAAUAGGAACUUUAUUGCGAAUGAUCGAGCUUUAAAUUGGACGGAUUGCCCCCAUUCGAAUAAAACAUCGUUUGGCUGUUCUUAACGUGAUCAGCAAACCAUGACCAUUGUUAGAGAUGAAAUAUCCCAAAGGAAGCGUGGCAACAUCAUUGGGGUCUAUGUCGAAUGGAAUGUGAUCCUGGGCCUGGGGAUACCCGAGUACUAACCAGGGAGUACUGAAAGACGGGUUUGGGCUACCCCCAGCCCAGGUUGGAGGCCUUGGAGGGAAUCAUCCGUCUAUAAGAAGCCAAAGCGAACGCCGUCUUACUUACUUAACCAUAAGACAAGGCAACUAUAAAACAGCAAAGAUCGUGAAUUUGGAUGAGGCCACGUUUGGGAGUGUCUGGGUAGUUGAAAGGGUGACACUACGAGAUAAGACUUUCGCUCACCAUCAUCCUACCUGCAACUGGGAAAUAUCACAAUAGGUAACGUCAACGCAACACCAUGAUGGAAGAACUGCACAGCUUAGACCCACGGCGCCAGGAGUUGCUGGAGGCUCGCUUCACUGGGGUUGGAGUGGCCAAGGGCUCAGGUCAAAAUGAGUCAUCCAAUCAGAGUCUGUGCAGUGUGGGCUCCCUCAGUGACAGAGAACAAGAGACCCCUGAAAAGAAGUCUAAUGACCAGAGAACAAGAAAAAGGAAAGGAGAUUCUUAUGACAGCAACCAAGGAAAAGGAGGAGCAAGGGGACAUAAAAUUAGUGAUUAUUUUGAGUUUGCGGGUGGUAGCGGUCCUGGCACUAGUCCAGCCAGGGGCGUCCUUCCAGUAGUCCGCUCCUCCCCCCAGCACUCCCUUUCAAACCCCCCAGUCAUGGUGCAGCAGGGAAGCCCCUCGUCCAUCAGUUCGGCAAACACAGAGCAUUCGUCGUGUUCCUCAAAGCCUGGCUCUCUUCACAUGCUCCAUAAAGCUACGCAAUCCGACCUGACUAUAGAAAAGCUAAUAGCUAUGGAGAACAACAAGAACUCUGACUUGGAGAAGAAGGAGGGACGAAUAGAUGAUUUACUGCGGGCCAACUGCGACCUGCGCAGACAGAUAGACGAACAGCAGAGGAUGCUGGAACGGUACAAGGAAAGGCUAAACAAGUGUGUCACCAUGAGCAAGAAGUUGCUGAUUGAGAAGUCCAAGCAGGAGAAGAUGGCGUGCAGGGACAAGAGCAUGCAGGACAGGCUGCGUCUGGGUCACUUCACCACCGUGCGACACGGAGCCUCCUUCACGGAGCAGUGGACCGACGGCUACGCCUUCCAGAACCUCAUCAAGCAACAGGAGAGGAUCAAUUCCCAACGAGAAGACAUUGAGAGGCAGAGGAAGCUGUUGGCCAAGCGGAAGCCACCCUCCAUGGCCCAGACUCCGCCCCCUAGCUUGGAACAGAACAAACGCAAGAGCAAGACCAACGGCGUGGAGAACGAAGCGUUAUCACAGGCAGAAUAUCACGAGCAAGAGGAGAUCUUUAAGCUGAGACUGGGCCAUCUGAAAAAGGAGGAGGCAGAGAUCCAGGCGGAGUUGGAAAGGUUGGAGCGCGUGCGGAACCUGCACAUCCGCGAGCUCAAGAGAAUCCACAACGAGGACAACUCCCAGUUUAAAGACCAUCCUACCCUUAAUGACCGGUACCUCCUGCUUCAUCUACUUGGCCGCGGGGGCUUCAGUGAAGUUUACAAGGCCUUUGACAUAACGGAGCAGAGAUACGUGGCCGUCAAAAUUCACCAGUUGAACAAGAACUGGAGAGAUGAAAAGAAGGAAAACUAUCACAAACAUGCGUGUAGGGAAUAUAGAAUCCACAAAGAACUCGACCACCCACGGAUAGUCAAACUGUACGACUACUUCUCACUCGAUACCGACUCGUUCUGCACGGUUCUAGAGUACUGUGAGGGGAACGACCUGGACUUCUACCUGAAGCAGCACAAGCUGAUGUGCGAGAAGGAAGGGCGCUCCAUCAUCAUGCAGAUCGUCAACGCCCUCAAGUACCUCAACGAGAUCCGCCCGCCCAUCAUCCACUACGACCUGAAGCCUGGCAACAUACUGUUGGUGAACGGCACCGCCUGUGGGGAGAUCAAGAUCACAGACUUCGGCCUGUCCAAGAUCAUGGACGACGACAGCUACAACUCUGUGGACGGAAUGGAGCUGACGUCGCAGGGAGCAGGGACCUACUGGUACCUGCCCCCAGAAUGCUUUGUGGUGGGGAAGGAGCCACCUAAAAUCUCCAACAAGGUGGAUGUAUGGUCUGUGGGAGUCAUCUUCUACCAGUGUUUGUACGGCCGCAAGCCUUUUGGUCAUAACCAGUCGCAACAGGACAUCCUCCAAGAGAACACAAUUCUGAAGGCAACCGAGGUGCAGUUUCCCGCCAAACCAGUAGUCACACCUGAAGCCAAGGGCUUUAUAAGGCGCUGUCUUGUUUACCGCAAGGAGGACCGAAUCGGUGUCCACCAGCUGGCCAGCGACCCUUUCCUCAUGCCCCACAUCCGCAAGUCUGUGGCCACUUCCGGAGCCUCCGGCAUGGCCACGCCCUCCACAUCCAGCUCCUCCAAUAGCAGCGCCUCAAACUGAGACCACUGCAGUUAUCGGCAUACUGACCUGAAGAAAAAAAUGGAUGUGAGGGUGCGAUGCCUGCUUCAGCCCCCCCCCCCCUCCACAUCACCCCCCCAUCAUCACACGGCGCCAUGCAACGGCCUUGAGCUUGUACUGGGACGCUGGCAAGGGGGGAGGUGAGGAGUCAUAGAUGGGGGGGAGUGGAGGUGGAAACCCUCCGUCUCUCGUGUCCACCAGCCCCAACGUCGUGUCCUUCUCUUCCCUGAGGGAUGGCACUGUCCUGGGGGUCAAAGCCCUGGGCUGCCCUCACCUCACUGUGAGGCCCGGGACAUGGCGCUGUGCUGAGGGGGACCUGGCACUUGCAUGGCACUGUGCUGAGGGGAUCAGUGUUUCUCCUGCUAGAGAGAGAUAGAGAGAGAUGGAGAAAGAGAGAGAGAGAAAGAGAGAGAGAG